UUGUUUCUUCUGUAGUGUGCAGUGUGCUCUCUCUCUCUCUCACUUUAUAUCUGGACUCUUUUUUCUCACUUUGGUGUGUCUUGGUUCUUCUUCUCCAUUCUUCUUUGGGGUUUCCGGGGUUUUGUUUUGUUGAAGCACUUUGCCUUUUUUCAGAGCUUCAUCAAUGGCUGACAUUACACACCCUCCAAUGGACCAGCUCCAGGACCUUGAGUACUGUAUAGACUCCAACCCACCUUGGGAAGUUUUAAUCUGGGUUUGGGGUUUUGAGGGCAAUGAUCACUGUGGAAGAGAAAUGGGAUUGUGGUGGCUUGGUAGCUUUAAUGAUUUCUGAGAUUAUAGUCACACUGGUGUUUCUUCCGCUAGUAUAGAUUGAAGCAAUGUGGCAUUACAAGGUUGACACUGUGAGAUGAAGAAUCGUUAUUUUAAGAAAAGGCUGAAACCAUAGUUCUGGCAUUUCAAAACUACAUUGUCAUGCUUGGCAAAAGUGUAAUGAUCCCUUCGUUACUUGUCCCUGCAAUGGGUGGAAGUGAUGGUGACAAAGCACGAGUAAUACAGACUCUCCUUUUUGUUGCUGGAAUUAAGACACUUCUCCAAGCACUUUUUGGAACCAGGCUACCUGCUGUAGUUGGAGGCUCCUUUGCUUAUGUCGUUCCAAUAGCCUACAUUAUAAACGACUCCAAAUUGCAUCGGAUUACUGAUGAUCAUGAAAGAUUUAUACAAACAAUGCGUGCUAUCCAAGGAGCUCUAAUUGUAGCUUCAAGCAUACAAAUCAUUCUGGGUUACAGCCAAGUUUGGGGUCUCUUCUCACGGUUUUUCAGUCCACUUGGCAUGGCACCUAUAGUUGGAUUAGUGGGCUUAGGAUUCUUUGAACGAGGAUUUCCAGAGUUGGGAAAGUGUGUGGAAAUUGGACUUCCAAUGCUGUUGUUGGUCAUCGGGUUUUCUCAAUAUCUGAAGCAUGUGAGACCACUUAGAGAUGUCCCUAUCUUUGAACGGUUUCCAGUAUUGAUUUGUGUCACAAUCAUUUGGAUCUAUUCCCUAAUCUUAACUGCCGGUGGGGCUUACCGAGACAAACCCAAUAAAACCCAAGUCAGCUGUCGUACGGAUAGAGCAAAUCUCAUAUCGACUGCCCCAUGGUUCAAGUUUCCAUAUCCGCUGCAGUGGGGUCCACCUACAUUUUCUGCUGGUCACUCAUUUGCAAUGAUGUCUGCAGUUCUUGUUUCAAUGGUUGAGUCAACUGGCGCAUACAAGGCUGCAUCGAGAUUGGCAAUUGCCACUCCUCCUCCUGCUUAUGUUUUGAGCCGGGGUAUUGGCUGGCAGGGAAUCGGUGUUCUGCUUGAUGGACUAUAUGGAACAGGCACUGGUUCAACUGUUUCUGUGGAAAACGUUGGACUCCUUGGACUGACACGGGUUGGAAGUCGGAGAGUUGUUCAAAUUUCUGCUGGAUUUAUGAUAUUCUUCUCAACCUUAGGUAAAUUUGGAGCUGUAUUUGCAUCUAUACCUGCCCCUAUAUAUGCUGCACUAUACUGCAUUCUCUUCGGCCUCGUGGCUUCAGUGGGAUUAUCAUUUCUUCAAUUCACAAAUAUGAAUUCCAUGAGAAACCUCAUAAUUACUGGGCUUUCGCUGUUCCUUGGGAUAUCAGUCCCCCACUUCUUCAAUGAAUAUUGGAAUCCUGUUCAUCAUGGUCUUGUCCAUACCAAUGCCGGAUGGUUCAAUGCAUUUUUGAAUACGAUAUUCUCAUCUCCUGCUACUGUGGGGUUGAUAGUGGCUGUGUUUCUUGAUAACACAAUAGAGGUAGAAAAAGCAAAGAAAGACAGGGGGAUGCCAUGGUGGGUUAAGUUCAGAACAUUUCGAGGAGACAGCAGAAACGAAGAGUUCUACACUUUGCCGUUUAAUCUCAACAGGUUCUUCCCACCUACGUAGCACUCGGGCAGCACAUUUUAAGAAAACUACAUCUGAUUAUUCCUCCUGCAUCACCCUAAUUCUAACAUGAGUAAACAGCUUCAUUAGAGUAGCAGACUAGUAGUGUAUUCAAGAUUCAAGAAUACUCUUAGCAAGUGAGAAAUUUUCUUCAGCUUCACUAUUUUUUUGUGGGCCUUGUAACACAGUUACACAGGUCUAGAUUAGGAUUGUAGAGCAUUUCGUGAUCCAUGCUUUUUGUAGACGACGCAAAUAAUAAAGAAGGAAUGCAAUCUUUCUCCUCUCACACUCA
Molecule: messenger RNA, 2209 nt
Organism: Rosa chinensis
Lineage: Eukaryota; Viridiplantae; Streptophyta; Magnoliopsida; Rosales; Rosaceae
Product: nucleobase-ascorbate transporter 1
Exons: 15
Coding region: 472-1920 (482 amino acids)
Biological process (GO): transmembrane transport
Cellular component (GO): membrane
Molecular function (GO): transmembrane transporter activity
Source: RefSeq, a predicted model, not a curated record